UUAUGUUCAUAUUUCAUACAGACUGUGCUUAUUUUUAGUAUAUGUAGGUGGUUACGAGUAAUAUACUAUUGGGCAACCGUACACUAAAUACUAAUACGACGUUUCCACCAAAAGCAAACACGGUGUUUGCAGGAGUUGUGUUUGGGAGAACUGUCAACUGUUUCCACCGAAAGUUUGGGAGAAACUGUGUUUGAACUGUCUUUUGUUGACAUUGUGAAAUAAGAAUUAUAAAAAUUGAUAAAAUUAUAAAAUGGUGCAUAAAAUUCAAUUUGUUAUGUUGAUUUUAUCAUUUUAUUUUAAAAUAAUUGAUAGUGAGUUGGUCACAUAUUAUUUAAAAAAAAGGUUAAGGGAAAAUAAAAUAAUUUUAAGCGUUGCUGCCAAUUUAAUGCGUUCGCAAAGUGUAUGGUCUUUGGAGCAUUCCAGUACCUUUUGGGAAGUAGACUGCCAGAGUAAUGGGGACAAGUUUUUCAAAGAUAAUUUCCGAAUGGAAAGAUCCUGCUUUGAAAAAUUGUGCAGCAAACUUGAAAAAAUAGCCAAAAGAAAAACGAACUAUCGAAACCCGAUUUCACUAAAAAAGCGCGUGGCAAUUGCUCUGUAUGCACUAGGAUUUUCUAGUGAAUACAGAUCAAUUGGACAUUUGUUUGGAGUAGGCAAAGCAACUGUUUGCAAAAUACUCAUCGAGUUUUGCAAUGAAGUUGGGACAUCUUUGGCUCCAAUAUAUUUGAAAAAUUUUCCACUGACAAGGGCGCAAAUUGAGAAUGGAGUCGCAGAUUUUAAUGCAAUGGGCUAUCCACAAUGUAUUGGAGCAAUAGAUGGAUGUCAUAUUGAAAUUCAUCCAAGAAAGGAAGAAGCCAUUGAUUACUACAACUACAAAGGGUGGUAUUCCGUAGUACUAUUGGCUUUGGUAGACGCAAAAUAUAGAUUUGUUUAUAUACAUUGCGGCAGUCCUGGAAGAUGCAACGACUCCGGAAUUUUUGAAAAAUCAUCGCUAAAGCGCGAGUUGCAAAGUUGUGCACUUCUUAAUGAAUUGAGCUUGCUGUAUGGAUCCACAAAAAUACCAGUCCAUAUUAUAGGGGACUCUGCUUUUCGUCUCUCUCAGCAUUUAAUGAAGCCAUAUCCUACAAAGAGUCCAAUUGGUUUAAAUCUGAAAAACAACUUUUCACCAGAACAAUAA
Anastrepha ludens (Mexican fruit fly) is the source of this 1174-nucleotide messenger RNA. RefSeq lists its product as uncharacterized. The record is from RefSeq and is a predicted model, not a curated record. Lineage: Eukaryota; Metazoa; Arthropoda; Insecta; Diptera; Tephritidae. The transcript is spliced from 3 exons. Bases 251 to 1174 code for a protein of 307 amino acids.